GGUUCCUUAGCUAUUAAAAUGGCAAGAACGCACGAUAUCAACAAUCAACUACUCCCGAAGCAGUUUGACACUUUCACGAUUCAAGAAGGCUAGUUCAAGAUCUGUCUGGAUCUUUCCCAUUUAAGAACUCCGCUGAACACAACUUCUCUCACUGCACUGCACCAUUUUCUCCCUCCAGCUGAACCACUCCAUCCAUCCACAAGCAUCACCUUACUCUUCGAUAAAUCCCACCACUCCGCGGCACCUACCCCGACCACCACAUCUCGCUGUCUCGUUCCCCCAGGAACAAGACGAUCUCUUUACAAACGACAGAACAAGCCCUACAACAACCGACAAACCCAACCCAAACCCAUACCUAGCCCAAGAUGACGCGCGGCGACGUUAGCCACGUCAAGGUCCACUACAAGGGCGCCGCCGAGGACUUUGUCGUGUUUCUGGACAGCGUCGACGACUUCAAGCGGUGGCAGAGCGACAAGAGCGUGCCGCUUGCCCAGGUGGUGUCGUCGUUCAAGGUUUUUACCACGCACAAGCACGGUGCGCAGGGCCUACUUGAGGGCGCCUCCAAGUUGACGCUCGAGAACGAGUUUGGCACGUCCCAAGAGGACGACGUCGUACGCAUGGUUCUGGAGAAGGGCGACCUGCAGGAGUUCGAGAUGGCGGAACGUCAAGGCCGCAAGAACGACAGCAAUGGCCCAUACAUCGUUAGUUAGAGAAGACAUCGCCGGCGCCAGCCACGGGUCCCCCCUCUCCGUUUCGUCGCUGCACGUUCAAGGCCAAGGAGCAUCACGAUAGCACGGAGGCUUGUCAUGAACCACAAGUAACCGUGGAUGGGUGUGGCUUGACUCAAGGGGAGCAGGGGAAACGGUUGACAGCGAGAAUUGAUAUGGCUGGUAUUUCCCCACUUUUUUCCGGGGCGGAUCAUGACUCAGUUAGAGAUUACGGAGCUGCAUAGCGAGGAGUUGCCCGUCGAUUUUGGUCGGGCCUGUAGAGUAGUCGCAACACAACAUGAGGACGUAUGCGAUGAAUCUUUUCUUUGAGUGGCUGUCUGGCGGAUCUGGCGGUGAAGCGUUCUGGUUGCGUUCCCUGCAUUUGGUGUGUUUUGUCUCACAACAUGAUGCUGUGGACGAGAAGCGUGUCUCGGAGAAAACAAACAGACCUGUAGUUACUCCGUAC
Molecule: messenger RNA, 1173 nt
Organism: Parathielavia appendiculata
Lineage: Eukaryota; Fungi; Ascomycota; Sordariomycetes; Sordariales; Chaetomiaceae
Product: DUF1960-domain-containing protein
Exons: 3
Coding region: 366-710 (114 amino acids)
Source: RefSeq, a predicted model, not a curated record